CCCACCCCACAGAUCUUCAUCGACCGCGACCCCACCGUCUUCGCCCCCAUCCUCAAUUUCCUUCGCACCAAAGAGUUGGACCUGCGUGACGUCAGCCCCUCCCUGCUGCUGCACGAGGCUCAGUUCUACGGCAUCACCCCCUUAGUUCGCCGCCUGCAGCUACGAGAGGAGUUGGACCGUUCGUCCUGUGGAAGCGUCCUAUUUAAUGGCUACCUGCCCCCCCCAGCCUUACCCGCCAAACGCCGCAGCCGCCCCGGCGCCCCCUCCCCGCGCCCCCCAUCGGACCGCCCCGCCGCCAUCCGCCGCAGCCACACCGUGCCCCCCAUGCUGCCCCACACCGCCCUGCCGGGACGGCCGUUGGAGGACCGCGCCGCCCCCCCCAGCGGAGGUGAUGCUGGGAUGGUGCGCAUUGUUUGCGGCCAUCACCAUUGGAUCGCUGUGGCGUAUGCGCAGUUCCUCGUCUGCUACCGGUUGAAGGAGACCUCGGGGUGGCAGCAGACCUUCUCCAGCCCCCGCUUGGAUUGGCUGAUCGAACGCGUGGCCCUCAACGCCAAAGUGUUGGGGGGCCCUUUGGGUGACCACGACAAGAUGGUGGCGGCCGCGUCCUGCAGCGAAAUCAUCCUCUGGGCACUGCGAGCCGACGGCAACGGCAGCGAGAUCGGCGUCUUCCAUUUGGGCGUCCCAUUGGAAGCUCUCUUCUUUGUGGGCAACCAGUUGAUCGCCACCAGCCACACCGGCAAGAUCGGGGUCUGGAAUGCUGUCACCAAACAUUGGCAGGUUCAGGACGUGGUCCCCAUCAACAGCUACGAUGCUGCCGGCACCUUCCUGCUGCUCGGGUGCAAUAACGGCUCCAUCUACUACGUGGAUGUGCAGAAGUUCCCACUGCGCAUGAAGGACAACGACCUCCUGGUGACGGAGCUCUACCGGGACCCCUCCGAGGACGCCGUCACCGCGCUCAGCGUCUACCUCACACCCAAGAGCAGUGACAGUGGCAACUGGAUCGAGAUCGCCUACGGCACCAGUUCGGGUGUGGUGCGGGUGAUUGUGCAGCACCCCGAGACGGUGGGCUCGGGACCCCAACUCUUCCAGACCUUCACCGUGCACCGCAGCCCCGUCACCAAGAUCAUGCUGUCAGAGAAGCACCUCAUCUCAGUGUGUGCCGACAACAACCACGUCCGGACCUGGACGGUGACCCGGUUCCGUGGGAUGAUCUCCACCCAACCCGGUUCCACCCCGUUGGCGUCCUUCAAGGUCUUGGCUUUGGAAGACCUUGACGGCCACGCCGGCUGCGCCGCCGGCACCGACAUCGGACCCUUUGGGGAGCGGGACGACCAGCAGGUCUUCAUCCAGAAGGUGGUGCCCGACGCGUGCCAGGUCUACGUCCGGCUCUCGUCUACCGGCAAGAGGGUCUGUGAGGUUCGUGCCGUGGACGGGUCGGCCAUCACGGCCUUCACGGUCCACGAAUGCGAGGGAUCGCGGCGCGUUGGGUCACGGCCGCGCCGGCGCCUGCUGACCGGGCACGCCAACGGCAGCCUGCAGCUCUGGGACCUCAGCACCGCCAUGGAGAUGGGGGGCAGACCCCAAGAGCCGGGGGUUCCGUCCCCCCAGGAGCUGCUGCAGCAGUUGGAGCACUGCGAUCUGCUCGGCCCCACGGCCCCCCCGGGACCCCCCCACGGACCCCCCCUCAGCCCCCACAGCCCCGAUGCCGCCGCCCCCCCCCACGAGAAACCCCCCCAUUGUCUGUGCCCCCUUCUGUGCCGCAAUGGGGGGGUCUGCGCCCGCCCCGAUUCCUGUCUGUGCCCCCCCGGCUUCACUGGGAAGUUCUGCCACCUCCGCGCCCCCCCCGGGGUCACUCCCGGCCCCCCCCCUUCUCCGCCCCUCAGCCGCUCCGUCUACACACUGCCCAUCGCCAACCACCGCACCGAGCGCGACGGCGUUCUGUCCGAGGUGACGGUCCACGUCCACCACCCCCCCGACGCCUCCGUCACCAUUCACCGCGUGGAGCGGCUGCGGGACGACGACGACGACGGGGAUCCGGAGGGGGGGGGAGGGGGGGGGGGGGACGACACCGAAGGGGGGGGGCGGCACCGGGGAGGGGGGGGCGAUUUCGGGCCCCCCCCCCGCGUGUUGGCACAGAACCGCCCCCAACUGCCCGGGGAGCGCAACGGCUUCGGCCCCACUGCGGGCUUUGGGUACUGCUUCAACAGCGUCACCGACGGAGAGUGCAGCUCCCCUCUGCCCGGCCUGCGCACACAGCACGUCUGCUGCCGGGGGGGCGGCGCCGCCUGGGGGGUGCACGAAUGUCAGCCCUGCAACCCCGGGGACGCCCCCGCUGUAGAGCCGUGCCCCAAAGGCUUCCGCCGCGCCAAUGGGAGCUGUGUGGAUGUGGAUGAGUGCCGGGAGGGGGGGCUGUGUCAGAACGGGGUGUGCAGUAACAGCCCCGGCAGCUUCGCCUGUCUGUGCCAUGAGGGGUUCAUCCUCGACUCGUCCCGGAGCAGCUGCAUCUCCCACCAGGUGCUGUCGGAGGCGAAGGCUCCGUGUUUCCGGGUGCUGCGGGACGGGCGCUGCGCUCUGCCCACCCUACGCAACAUCACCAGGCAGAUCUGCUGCUGCAGCCGCGUCGGGAAGGCCUGGGGGAGGGACUGCCUGCGCUGCCCCCCAUACGGCUCCGAGGGUUUCCACGAGAUCUGCCCCGCCGGGGCGGGCUAUCACUACUCCGCCUCCGACCUGCGCUACAACGCCCGGCCGCUGGGGGCGCUGUUGCCCCGCGUCCCCCUCAGCCGCCCCCGCGCCACCGCCCGCCCCCACGGCGUCUUGUCCCCAAUGCCACCCCCCAAUGUCACCCCCCCGUUGUCACCCCCCCGUGUCACCCCCGUCACCCCAAUGUCACCCCCCCGCCUCAAUGUCACCCCAUUACCACCCAUGAAUGUCCCCAUCGUCACCCCCCGACGUCACCCCCACUGUCACCCCCAUCACCCCAAUGUCACCCAUGACACAACGGAGACCCCCACAGCUGCCCCCCAGCCGCCCCCCCCCCCAUCACCAGGAUGUCACCGCCUGUCACCCAGCUGCCACCGCGCGUCCCUGAAGUGCCACCACGGGUCAUCGAAGUGCCACCGCGGGUCCCUGAAGUGCCACCGCGGGUCAUCGAAGUGCCACCGCGGGUCAUCGAAGUGCCACCGCGGGUCCUUGAGGUGCCCCCCCCCGGCCCAGAGGUGGUCAUUGUGCCGCGCCCCACCCAAGGGCUGCAGGGCCCCCCCCCCCACACCGCUGCCAGCCGGGGUGUGCGAGCGGAACCCGCAGCUGUGUGGGCCGGGGCGCUGCGUGCCGCGUGGCGGCGGCUACACGUGUGUGUGCCACAACGGCUUCUGGCUCAGCACGCAGGGCACGCACUGCAUCGACGUGGAUGAGUGCCGCCGCAGCCCCCUCCCCUGCUCCCACGGCCGCUGUGAGAACACGGUGGGCAGCUUCCGCUGCGUCUGCAACGCCGGGUACCGACCCGGCAGCGCCGGCACCGACUGCCAUGAUGUGGAUGAGUGCGCCCAAAGCCCCCCGCCGUGCGCCCACGGCCGCUGUGAGAACCUCCCCGGCUCCUUCCGCUGCGUCUGCAACGCGGGGUUCCGCUCCGCCACGCAUGGGGGGCACUGCGAGGACAUCAACGAAUGUGAGACCCCCACCGCGUGCCCCGGCCAGGAGUGCCUCAACACCCCCGGCUCCUUCCAGUGCCGCCCGUGCCCCGAUGGCUUCCAGCUGCGCCACGGCCGCUGUGCAGAUGUGGACGAAUGCUCCUCUGCUGCUCCAUGCGGUCCCCGCGGCCGCUGCACCAACACCGAGGGCUCCUUCCUCUGCCAAUGCCAACGUGGUUACCGGGCGGCCGCCGCCGGCGCGCCGUGUGAAGAUGUCAAUGAGUGCCUGGAGGGCGACUUCUGCUUCCCCCACGGCGAAUGCCUCAACGCGGACGGCUCCUACCGCUGCCUCUGCGCUCAGGGCUACGCCGCCGCCCCCGAUGGCACCGCCUGCCGCGACGUGGAUGAGUGCAGCCGUGGGGAUGUUUGUGAGGGCGGCCGCUGCGUCAACACCGACGGCGCCUUCGAGUGCCACUGCCCGGCGGGGUUCCGAUCCGACAGCGCACGGAAACGGUGCACGGAUGUGGAUGAGUGCCAGGAGCACGGGCCGAGGCUGUGUGGGGCGCAGCGCUGCCAGAACAUCCCGGGGUCGUUCCGCUGCGUCCCCGAAUGCCCCCCCGGGUACCGACUGCGGGACAGCGGGGAGUGCGAGGACGAGGACGAGUGUUCGGGGCCGGUGCCGCGCUGUGGGGCUCACGCCGUGUGCCAUAACCUGCCCGGCUCCUUCCAGUGCGCCUGCCACCAGGGCUACGAGGCCGCACCCCACGGCCACCACUGCCAGGAUGUGGAUGAGUGCGCCACGCUGCCUGGGGUGUGUGGGGCGGCGCGGUGCGAGAACGUGGACGGCUCCUUCCUCUGCCUGUGCCCCACGGACGGGCACGAAUUCGACCCGGUGACGGGGACCUGCGGGGGGGGGGUCACUCAGCCGCCCCCCCCGGGGGUCAGCAGCGACCCCACGAUGUGUUACAGCCCGGCGUGCGGAGUGCUGGCGGCCAACGUCAGCAGGCAGCAGUGCUGCUGCGCCGUGGGGUGGGCGUGGGGGCCGCGCUGCGAGCAGGAGGCGGCCUGUCCAAAGGAUGGCACCGCCGAGCAGCGCAGCCUCUGCCCCCAUGGGAUGGGACGGAGCGCCGCACCCCACGGCCCCCCCGGGGACGUGGAUGAGUGCCUGAUGUUUGCGCCCCACCUGUGCCGGGGGGGGGUCUGCAUCAACGCAGCCCCCGGCUUCAGCUGCUACUGCCCCACGGGGUACUACUAUGAGCGGGAGCACCUGCAGUGCGUCGACAACGACGAGUGCCGCGAUGAGGGCGAUUUGGGGCCGUGCGUUGGGGGGCGCUGUGUCAACACGGUGGGCUCCUAUUACUGCGUCUGCAGCCCCCCCCUGGUGCUGGACGGAGCGCAGCGCCGCUGCGUCCCCAACGACACCCGCGGCCACGAGGACGCUGUGGGGCUGUGCUGGCAGGAGGUUGGCCCCGACCUCGUGUGCGGCCGCCCCCGCCUGGACCGCGCGCUGCCCUACAGCGAGUGCUGCUGCCUCUAUGGGGCCGCGUGGGGUAUGGACUGCGCGCUGUGCCCCGCACGGGACUCAGACGACUUUGAGUUCCUAUGCAACGCUCUCCGCCCCCCCCCGGACCCCCCCCGGUAUUCGGGCCCCCCCUUCUCCCCCCCAUUCCCCCCCUCCCCAUAUGGGCUGCCUUACGCCCCCCCCCCCCCUCCCUUUACCCUACCCGGACCUCCCCCCCCCACCGCGGCCCUAUUACCCCUCCGACCCCCUUGGGGGGGGGGCCUACGCCCUCCCCCCCCUCUUCUACGAAGAGAUGGGGGAUUUCGGGGGGGCGGUGGGGGGGGGUGGGGGGGGUGGCCCCCCCCGCUCCUAUCGAGCCCCCCCCGAGGAGGAGGAGGUGGAGGAAGAAGAGGUGGAGGGGGGGGGCACCGAGGAUGCCCCCCCCCGGCGGAGGCGCUGCCCCCCGAGCAGUGUGGGGUUCUCAGUGGCUGUGAGAACGGCCGCUGCGUCAGAAUCCCCCGCGGCUUCACCUGCAUCUGCAACCCCGGCUUCCGCCUGCACCGCGCGCGCAUGGCAUGCAUCGACAUCGAUGAGUGCUCGGACCCCUCUCUGUGUGGGGGGGGUCGCUGCCUCAACACGCUCGGCUCCUUCCGCUGCUUCUGCCCCCCCGGCUCCAUGCUGGCCCAGAGCCCCCCCCGCUGCAUCCCCACCCGGCCCCGCGCCUGACCCCCCCCCGGGAGGGGGACGCUGUAUUCUGUAUUUAUUAUCUGUGUAUAUAUAGGGCCGGGAGGGGGGGCUGGAGGGGGGGGGAGGGGGCUAUAGGCACUGGGAGCACCACCUGGACCCCCCCCCCCUCCCCCCUUCCCACACUGCCCCCCUCCCCACAAACUUAUUUUACAGAAUAAAGGUUU
This is a messenger RNA of Gallus gallus (chicken), 6038 nucleotides long. RefSeq names its product latent-transforming growth factor beta-binding protein 4-like. Lineage: Eukaryota; Metazoa; Chordata; Aves; Galliformes; Phasianidae. Bases 325 to 5853 code for a protein of 1842 amino acids. The transcript is spliced from 43 exons. Gene Ontology annotation, molecular function: protein binding; calcium ion binding. The record is from RefSeq and is a predicted model, not a curated record.